UACAAGUUAAUGGAGUAUUGCAUUUUGUAUAAAUAAAUAUAUAGUGAUAAUGGCACCGAGACGAGUUGAAGAAAUACCUGUUAAAAGAGUGGCAGCAUUAGGUUGCAAAUUACCUAAUCAAUUACCAGCUGGUGAAAUACUGACAGAUAUUACUCAAAAAAAAUGGAAAUUAGGACACACAAUAGGAUAUGGUGGAUUUGGUGAUAUAUAUUUAGCAUCAAAUGACAUUAAUGCACCAAUUGAACAAGAUGCAAAAUAUGUAAUAAAAAUUGAACCACAUAAUAAUGGACCACUUUUUGUUGAAAUGAAUUUUUAUAUAAGAGCAGCUCGAAAACAUAUGAUUGAUACUUGGUGCAAGUCACAAGGAAAAAGACGAAUAGGUGUUCCAACAUAUGAAGGAUCAGGUUCUCACAUAUAUCAAGGACAGAAAUAUAGAUUCUUAGUCAUUCCAAGAUAUGGCAUUGAUAUUGGAAAAUUGUUUAUAUCAAAUGGGAAAAAAUUACCAAUUAAACUUGUUAACAGGCUAACUGUUCAAAUGUUGGAUGCACUUGAAUAUAUUCACAGUCAAGGAUAUGCUCAUGCAGAUGUUAAAGGGUCAAAUAUUUUGUUAUCUUUAAGCGAAGAAGAUAUUACUACAAAAAAGUUUCAAGCUUAUUUAGUUGAUUAUGGGUUAGCUUAUCGUUUCCGUACAGGCGCAGGUAUACAUAAACCUUUUGUUCAUGAUGAAAGAAGAGCCCAUGAAGGAACAUUAGAAUUUACAUCAAGAGAUGCACAUCAUGGAACACAUUCAAGAAGAGGAGAUUUAGAAACAUUAGGGUAUAAUAUUUUGCAAUGGUUAUGUGGUAAAUUACCUUGGCAAAAGGAAAAUGAUAGUGCAACUUCUACUAUGGAUCCAGAAGAAGUGCAUGCACAAAAAGAAAUUUUACUUUCAAAUUUACCUUUAUUUAUGGAUAAAUGUUUUCCUUACAAAAAAGAAACCCCGACUGCCAUUAUGGAAUACAUGAAAUAUGUUACUGAAAUGGGAUUUGAAACUAAACCUAAUUAUUCCUACCUACGUAGUUUAUUUCAAUAUGGAUCUAAGCAAAAGAAUGAUGUUCCUACAUGUUUACAUCGUAUAAGAGAAUCUAAUGAAAAUAUUUCUUAUCCCAUGUCUUUCAAACGACCAUACUUACGAGAAAGGAAACCUUGUAAACCCGUUAAUGGCGAGAUACGCGUAACGCGAAAUACACAACCCAAAUAUCCAGUUGAACGAAAAAAAUUUUGUUGGGAAGCAGUGUUAGCGCUCCAUCCUGAUAAACUCGCAAAAAUUAGUCUACAAACUCCACCUUCGCCACUUACACCUCCUCCAUCUCCUCCUCCUCCUCCAUCCUUGCCUACAUAUGCUAUGUUAAGCGUAAUUCAAAAAAUGAAAGAAAAACAAUCAGGCGCAUUUCGAACAAAAUCGAUACCAAAAUCAUUAGAAGAUCUUAAAACGAAAUCGAUGACACCAGCUAUGGAACAAAUAGUUCAAUUAAAAGGGAAACCUUCUUUAACAACACUUUCUUUAGCUAAAUCUUCUCCGCGUUUGACACGUUCCCGAGUAGCUAAAUUAAAACGACUUGGAAACAAGAAAUCUUACAAACAAAUACAAAGCAACAAAAGAAGAAAAGCUCCAUCGACAUAAGUAUCUCUAAAUAUUACACAUCUUCAUUCCUUGGACAAUGGA
This is a messenger RNA of Eufriesea mexicana, 1705 nucleotides long. RefSeq names its product serine/threonine-protein kinase VRK1. Lineage: Eukaryota; Metazoa; Arthropoda; Insecta; Hymenoptera; Apidae. Gene Ontology annotation, molecular function: protein kinase activity; ATP binding. The coding region runs from base 50 to 1663 and encodes 537 amino acids. The transcript has 9 exons. The record is from RefSeq and is a predicted model, not a curated record. Gene Ontology annotation, biological process: protein phosphorylation.